AUGAUACCGGUCACUGAACAGGGCCCCGACUCGUCAUUUAUGAAUGGCGUGGGUAACAAUUCAGAGGCUCUAGGGAUCAGCGCAGUUAUUUUCAUGUCCAUCGCACUAUACAAUGCUCUCGAAUUAAUGAUCCUCAUCCCACUGAACUUCAAACGAUACCGCAGUCUAUACUUCUGGGCACUCAUCACCUCUACCGUUCUCGGAGUAAUCCCCGACUGCCUCGGUUCAGCCUUUCAAUUCUUCAACCUAACACCACUAUGGCUCAGUAUCCUUUUAUCCAAUAUCGGAUUCGUCUUCAUGGUCCCAAACCAAUCAGUCGUGCUAUACUCGCGGCUCCACCUAGUCUCCCAGAAUACAUCGCGGCUAGUCAUAGUACGCUGGCUAAUCAUAAUCAGCACACCACUGAUCGUCAGUCCAACCAUCAUCACGAACUGCGGUGCAAGCUUACUACCACAAAAUAAAUCGUGGUCCCAUGGAUUCGAUGUCAUCGAGAAACUACAGAUAACUUGGUUCACGUUUCAAGAAAUGUUUAUAUCCUCGGUUUAUAUCUGGGAUACCGUUCGGAUUAUUCGUCUAGGUUUUGAUGGUGAUAAUAGUAAGCGACGGCAUAAGAUUCUAUACGAAUUACUUGCUGUGAAUGUUGUGGCAAUUAUUAUGGAUAUCGCAUUGCUGGUACUAGAAUAUUUGGGAUACUAUUUUGCUCAAGUCUUAUUCAAGGCUUCAGUCUAUAGUAUCAAGUUGAAGCUGGAGUUUGCGGUAUUGGGAAUGUUGGUUUCCCUCGUUCAUACACGAGCUGGCUCGACAGCGACGUGGCAAGCGGAUUUGACUUCAUCGACUGGAUUUUCCUAG
This is a messenger RNA of Penicillium angulare, 849 nucleotides long. RefSeq lists its product as uncharacterized. Lineage: Eukaryota; Fungi; Ascomycota; Eurotiomycetes; Eurotiales; Aspergillaceae. The transcript has a single exon. The record is from RefSeq and is a predicted model, not a curated record. The coding region runs from base 1 to 849 and encodes 282 amino acids.